AUGGCUAGCAAAAGAAAAUCCACAACUCCCUGCAUGAUACCAGUGAAAACACUGGUGCUUCAGGAGACUGAACCGGACGCUGGAGGAGAGGAUCGUGAAGGAUCACAGCAAGAUGCUCCUGCAGAAGGGCAGGCAGGUAGUGAUGCUGCUGCCAGUAACAGCAACAGUGGGGCUUUGUCCAACGGGCACCGUGGCGUUGCUGAUGGUGACACUUACAUCUGCAAGGCUUGUGACUUUGGAUCUCAAGACGUUCAUCUCUUCUUCGGGCACUUGGACUCGGAGCACUCGGACUUCAGCAAAGACCCCGCGUUUGCCUGCGUGGCGUGCAGCUUUCUGGCAAAUAGCCACGAGGGGCUCUCCCACCACAACGCAGAGUCCCACGCUGGUGAAACGAACCUCGUCUGGAGGGUGGCCAAGCAGGACAGUCGUACAACUGUGGAGCAAAGUCUCUGUGAGGACGCCAGCAGCCACGACCUUCCGGGAGAGGUCCCUGAGGAAGGGGUGGACGGCCAGUCUGAAAUUAUUAUUACCAAAACCCCCAUCAUGAAGAUCAUGAAAGGUAAACCAGAGGCCAAAAAAAUCCACACGCUGAAGGAGAACGUGUCGAGUCAGCUGGGCGGCGAGUCGGAGGGGAAAGAUGGAGAGCAUCCCUUCCCAAAUGGGCCCGUGCCGGCCAGCCAGCCCGCCGCGAGUUCGGCAAAAUCAUCUCACAUAGUGAACGGCUCCAUCAUAGGGAACGUGCCCGUUCUGCAGGCGGGUGUCGCACAGCUCGUGUCACUGCAGCAGCAACCUCCCUUGCAUCAGCAGCUCCCUACGUCCAAGUCCCUUCCCAAGGUGAUGAUCCCCCUGAGCAGCAUUCCGACGUACAAUGCCGCCAUGGACUCCAACAGCUUCCUCAAAAACUCCUUCCACAAGUUCCCUUACCCCACCAAAGCCGAGCUCUGCUACUUGACCGUGGUGACGAAGUACCCGGAAGAGCAACUGAAGAUCUGGUUCACGGCCCAGAGGUUGAAGCAGGGCAUCAGCUGGUCCCCGGAGGAGAUCGAGGACGCCAGGAAGAAGAUGUUCAACACGGUGAUUCAGUCUGUGCCACAACCCACCAUUACGGUUUUGAACACGCCGCUGGUCGCCAAUCCCGGCACCGUCCCCCAUCUGAUCCAGGCGACUUUACCAGGCCACGUGGUGGGCCAGCCGGCGGGGCCGGGGGGGCU
Merops nubicus (carmine bee-eater) is the source of this 1211-nucleotide messenger RNA. RefSeq names its product zinc fingers and homeoboxes 3 (gene ZHX3). The annotation marks the transcript as partial. The transcript has a single exon. The record is from RefSeq and is a predicted model, not a curated record. Gene Ontology annotation, biological process: regulation of transcription by RNA polymerase II. Gene Ontology annotation, molecular function: DNA binding; DNA-binding transcription factor activity, RNA polymerase II-specific. Gene Ontology annotation, cellular component: nucleus. Lineage: Eukaryota; Metazoa; Chordata; Aves; Coraciiformes; Meropidae.